Molecule: messenger RNA, 5168 nt
Organism: Stylophora pistillata
Lineage: Eukaryota; Metazoa; Cnidaria; Anthozoa; Scleractinia; Pocilloporidae
Product: leucine-rich repeat-containing protein 9-like
Molecular function (GO): protein binding
Source: RefSeq, a predicted model, not a curated record
GAAAAUAUGGCGCUGGCAUUGCGCAAAUUCUCUUCAGGUGCGGAAAGAACCUCCUGCAACAUCUUUUUACUCGUGAAAACGAAUGUUAACACGUCAGUAAAAUGAUGGGUUCCAGAGAAGAAAAAGCGGAUUCGGCCUCAUCGGGCGAAGAUGAGGAAUCAUUAAGAGAAUUGAAACGAGCAAUUCAGGCAAGCAGUAAAGGAGUGAAAAAGGCCAAAAACAAAACUCCACUUCGUGAACUGUGCACAGUAAAUGGAGUCAAAUUUGAAAAACUUCAGAAAGGAGCAGGAAAGAAUGUCAAAAGUUUGGAGAUGUUCUUUUCUGGAUUUCCUAAGAUUAUUGGCAUGGAGAACUUCCCAGAUCUUCAAAAUCUUACUCUGAUGGGACAACAGAUUACGACACUGGAGAAUCUGGACUGCUUGCCAAACCUUACAGAGUUAUGCGUGUCUGAAAGCAAGAUAACUGCCAUCUCAGGACUUGAUGGCUGUAAGAAGUUGAAAAAGCUGUUAUUGUAUGAUAACAAGAUUACAAAGAUUGAGAAUAUUUCUCAUCUGGAACAACUGAAUGUGUUAUGGCUGAACAACAAUAAUAUCAUUGCAAUUGAGGGCUUAGAGAAGCUUCUUUAUCUUCUUGAUCUGAACUUAGCAGGAAACAGGAUAACUGAAAUUGGGAAUUCUCUCGAUGGAAACUUAAAUCUUAAAACUUUGAAUAUGUCAGCAAAUUGUAUUGCAUCCUUAAAGGAUCUUACAAACUUGUCACAGCUGCCAUGUUUAGAGUCUCUGAGUUUGAAAGACCCUGUGUAUGGACCCAACCCGGUGGCUUUAAUGUGCAACUACUCAACACACCUCCUCUAUCACCUUCCAAACCUUAAAAGAGUGGACUCCUAUAAUGUGGACGAUAAAACACUGAAGGAACUGGCUGAGACCACAGUGAUUAAGAAGAAGAUGUAUUACAACAUGCGCGUGAAGACACUGCAGAGGAAUAAGGCUGACUUGCUUUUCAGACUGGAGACUGAGAGGGCAGCACUUCAGGCUAACCCCAGGAACAGAAUAUUUAAACUAUUUUCAGCCGUCAAAGAUAUAGAGAGAGAGGUUGAGGAACAAAGAGAAGGAUUGUCUUCAUCUUUCAAAGAGAACAAAAACCCUAUAAGUCCUGUUGUUGGGGAUGAAGGAAAGAAAGAAAACAUGGAAGAAAAAGGAAGCAUGGCAGCUGAUACAAUGAUGAUCUCACAGAAGCUGCAAAAGAAGAAGGAAGCACUUCUCAAAAGAAUUGCCAAAUUACAGAAACAGUGCGAAGAAAUUAAUCAGUGCCAUCAGGAGAGUUGUGAACAAGUCAAUAAUGUGUCCGAGAUGACAGUUCAGCGGCUUUUGUUGGAGUUGGAGACUGGAGGAAAUGUCCGCUUUGAAGACGGCAAACAAACAGAUCCUUGGUACAAAUCCUGCCAUGAUCUGGUUUUUUCAAGGUUCUGUGUUGGAGACUACUCGGGUUUAGGAAUUUCUGGAAUUAAGGUGCACAGGAUCACAAGAAUCCAUAACAGAAUCUUAAGAACGAGAUUUGAUGAUAAACUUGAUCAGAUAUUGCACCGGGAUGACAUUUCGGAACUAACUCAGGGAAGAUCAUACAAAAGGCUUCUAGAAUAUCUGUUCUUUAUGUGGAACCCUGCUCUGCUGGAUGGAAAUGGUGAACCGAUAAGAGUAUUGGAAGAAGGAUUUCGUCCAGCGCAGGUUUAUGAGAGCGUAAAUGAAGAUGGCGGAGUGCCACUGGCUAACAGUGUUAGUGUCUGAGAUAGAUCAAGGGUGGAUUUUCUCAGGAAACGGGCCAGAGAUAGAGGAAGUACUGACCAGUGUCCGUUUAGACAUGGUCAGCUGAUUGUAGCCAAAGUGUUUGUCGGAAAAGUCGUGCCAGCAAAAAAUGAAAACAAAAUCACCAGAACAACAUAUCGCGGAGCAGACUCGGUAUUUCGAGCGCGAAAACACGAGAACUGUCCGGGCAGACCUGAAUCGACAAUAAAGAAACCAGUUAUGGGCACGAUUUGCGAGUGCAUCGCGCGGCAGUGUGCGUGGUUCGUGUUUGAUCACGAGAUGGUAUUACCUGAGUACGUGGUGGAUUUUGAAUACAUUACCAAGGUGAAACCCAAGUCUACGUUUAUUUAUUAUUACGGGGAUUUGGCCACAACAAGUCGUAAACAGAACGGGGAGCCUGGCGAAGAGAAAGAAAACAUUCCUGGUGAGGAUGUUUUAAACAUGGAACCUGUUAUUCCACCAAGACCAAGGUUAAUUGCUCUAACAGAAGAACUGUUGUUUAAAAGGUGUAAUGUGGAGUGUCUGGAACAUAUUGUUAGCUUAAAUCUCCAUGGUAACGGUCUGAGCCGCCUACAGCUCGUGAGCUGUAUGACGGCGCUCAAGAGACUGACAGUCAGCUUUAAUGAACUAACACGAUUGGAUGAUAUUGGUCACAUGAUUUUCUUGGAGUAUCUCGACGUCAGUUUUAACAAAAUCACAACCUUGGAUGGAUUUAAGGGCUGCAAUCGUCUGAAGCAUUUAGAUGUGAGUUGGAACCUUUUGAUGCACACCCGAGAGGAACUGGGCAUUAUGAGAAAACACGUGAUCUCCCUUACUUACCUGGACACGCGCAGUAAUCCCUGGCAAAAGCCCGAAAGUUUAAGAAUGCGAGCUCUUGGGAGACUGAAAAACCUGGAGUACUUGGAUGGAGUUCAAGUCACUGACGACGAGAUGACAACAGCGUUAAAGAUGGCGGCCGCUUCCCGCCCUUCUUCUUUCGCGAUUCUUGCGCAUGCUCGGACAGAUCACAGCAAACCUCGUACACUGAGCCUGGUGCCGACUGCCCAAGCUAUCCUGGCCAGCAGUCAAAACAGACCUGUUACGUUACAAGACGAUGACAGUCAAUGGUUUAUCAAGGUUACAACGGUGAACCUCGACAACCAACAUCUUGGAAAGUUAGCGAACAUGGAGCAACUGGAAAAUUUACGAUGGGCAUCUUUCAACAACAACGAUCUUACUAAGAUUGAGACUCUCCCCAGUCUUCUUAUUCUUGACCUGUGUGGCAAUCCUAUGUCUACCGCUGGUCAGAACUACCGUUUGUUCGUCAUUUAUCACCUGGCGUCACUCAAGGCAUUGGAUGGACUGGCUGUGGAAACUUCAGAGGGAAGUCUGGCCAAAGAUAUGUUUGGAGGAAGGCUAACUCCUGAUUUUAUCGCCGAACGUUUGGGACACUCAAACUUCUCCGAGCUCAGAGAACUUGACUUACCUCACAGCUCACUAAGAACUGUGGAUCUUGGAACUAAAGACGCCUUUGUUAACUUAAGAAGUGUUAAUCUUGAACACAACUCGCUCACUUCAUUUGGCGGCUUGGUGAACCUCGUCAGUCUUAAGGUCCUUUGUCUAAAUCAUAAUCACAUCGAGUGUGUGGUCGCAAAGCCUAAAGCAAUGUCACCAGCAAACGCACCAAAACGAGGCAGUGAUGUCUCUUCGGGAUUGGAGAUUACUAACCCAGAGAACUUCACCCCAGUCCUUCCCAAUCUCGAGGUUCUUCACCUGGGGUACAAUGGUAUUACCAACAUGGCGGCCCUUCACUUGUCACGACUAACUAACUUAAGAGCUCUUUUCUUGCAAGGAAAUGAAAUAACCAAGGUGGAAGGACUCGAAGGACUCCAAGAACUUCGGGAGCUUGUUUUGGAUCGAAAUAAGAUCAAGAAUAUUUCAAGCACGUCAUUUGUGAGUCAAUGGCAUGUAACAGAGUUACAUAUGGAAGAAAACAGGAUAAGAGAACUUUCAAACCUUGAGCCUCUCGAAAAUCUUCAGCGGUUGUACCUGGGAAUGAACCGUAUUCAAGAUGUAGCAGAGUUGGAAAGGUUGGAAUGUUUAAGGCACCUGGUUGAACUUUCGGUGAUAAAUAACGCGGUCACUCGACGUCUUCUGCACCGACCUUUGUUAGUCUACCGCUUGCCCAACCUUUUGUGCAUCGAUGGGAUCCCUGUGUCGAGCGACGAGAAAACUAAAGCUGAACUGUAUUUCAUGGAACAACAGGGUGGAAUGCAAAGCAUGACGUCAGCUUUGGAACCCAGUCUCCCAGGAAUCGUGACAACACGUUCCCAGGCUCCGCUUCGGGUGACCACAGUUCAGUUGAGUAGUGCCACAGAUCGUACCUGGGGAAGUACUGGUUUAAGACAAGACUUUCCCAACGGAACGUUACUGAGAACUGGUGAACAGCAACAGGACAAAGCUCGUCGCCGCGUGGGCAACGCGCGUGGAGGCUCAAACCACUCGCUCCAAACCUUGUCUACCUCUGACUCCACUCACAGCCUGUCAGGUGACAGAUACGGACGCACUUCCGUUAGCCUCAACACACAACAGUCAGGUGGCAUCAGCAGGCAGCCCCAGGCUUCCUCGUCUGUGCCCUACAUUGCACAGGGCUCUUACUCGCCUUACAACGUGAAUGGUGACGUGACCGAUAUAAGCAGGAAUAAGGGCACCCGAUUCAAGUAGAGUAUCUGUUUUUGUGCCGACGAUGGCUGUCAAGAUAGUUAGCCAUGGUCAUAUGGCAAACAAACAGACUUCUGUCCAUUAACACGCUUAUUGUGUAUAGAAGAAUUCGUCAUCAUUUCGCUUCUCUAAGAGACACCGUCCAAAUCACAGUUCAACCAUAGUUCAACUCUACAUCUGAAGAUACUGUUUUUAUUUGGUCUCCAGUUUUCUUCAGUUUCCCUACAGUUUGCUUCUGGAUAGACUUUGUUAGUUAGAUGGAUUGCCAGCAGAAAAAGCGGAUUCAUUUGCGCUUUCAGGCGAUAGGAGGUAAGCGCAAAGAGAGGAGCUCAGAGAAACAAUUAUCAUCAAAAUAAUGUUUUUUUGCAUCCCUCUCCUCGCGCUUGCCUUAGUUAGCCUUAAAAGACGCAAGAAGAUUACACUCGUUCUGCCGGCUAAUAGAUGCAUUGCUGUCGGUGCAAUUUUACUGACUUGCGAUGGAAUUACCUGGGUAAAAUUCUGCAGAAAACCUGGACUACAGAAAUCAUUUUUGUUUUUUUGUGAUUUGCUCUCUAGUGAUGUUUCAUAUUUAUUGUAAAUAUUUCACCGGUGGAUACAAUUUGUAUUGUUGUGGACGUAAACUUAAGGAAAUGUUAGAAAUUACAAUAAAAACAUGGAGAUUGUUAA